AUGAUGUCAUUGCCGGUGUUGCUACGGGUACUAGCAGGUGCAAUUGUCAUAAUUGCACUUGUUUAUUGUAUUAUUAUAUUUCUUAGUCAUAGGCCCAGAUUAUCAGUGUCUCUGGAAUUAAAAUAUAGAACCAACGAUAAGGACAACAAAUUAUACAUCUUACCACCAAGAAUAACUUCAAACAGUACAUUCAAAUAUCAUGAUAUAGAUAUAAGUCUCGUAGUUCCUUGUUGGAACGAAACUAAACGAUUAGGAGGAAUGUUAGAAGAAGCAGUAGAAUAUCUCGAAACUAAUCAUAAAAACAAAUAUGAAAUCUUAAUUGUAGAUGAUGGAUCUAGUGAUGGGACUUCAGAAUAUGCAAUCAAUAAAGCUCAUGAGUUAAAAUUAACUCCACAUACAUUACGUGUCAUUCAAUUGGCCAAGAAUAGAGGAAAAGGAGGUGCUGUAGCCCAUGGAUUUUUGCAUAGUCGUGGGAAAUGGGGAUUAUUUGCUGAUGCUGAUGGUGCAUCGAGAUUUUCCGAUAUUAGUAAAUUAAUUGAAUUUCAAGAAACAAUUAAAGAUGGCAGUAUUCCAGCUAUCUCAAUUGGAUCACGUCAUCAUAUGAUCAAUACUGAAACUGUUGUGAAACGUUCAUUUAUCCGUCAAGUUUUAAUGUAUGGAUUAAAAACAUUAGUAUUUGUAUUUGGGGUUCAAGAUGUUAAAGAUACUCAAUGUGGAUUCAAAAUGUUUAAUUUUGAAGCUACCAAGAGGAUUUUCCCUCAUUUGCAUAAUGAAAGAUGGAUAUUUGAUAUUGAAGUGUUGAUAUUGGCAGAGAUUCAAGGUAUGAAAUUAAAAGAAAUACCAGUCAAUUGGCAAGAAAUGGAUGGAUCUAAAGUUGAUUUAGCUAGAGAUUCGAUUGCUAUGGCAAUUGAUUUGGUAGUUACUCGUUUGGCUUAUAUGUUUAGAAUUUAUAAGAUGGAUGAAUGUGGGAGAAUAAACAAGAAAGAUGACUAG
Messenger RNA from Hemisphaericaspora subhashii, 993 nucleotides. Its product is annotated as dolichyl-phosphate beta-glucosyltransferase. The transcript has a single exon. Gene Ontology annotation, cellular component: endoplasmic reticulum membrane. The record is from RefSeq and is a predicted model, not a curated record. Bases 1 to 993 code for a protein of 330 amino acids. NCBI's taxonomy places the organism in Eukaryota, Fungi, Ascomycota, Pichiomycetes, Serinales, Debaryomycetaceae.